AUGCCUGGUGCUCCCGUGUUUCCAGUGACUUUCCCCCAGGUCAGCCACGUCUCGGACGAAAAGCACCAAAACAACCACACCCGCCCGUGGAAGUGCCCCUACUGCAAAGCCUUCCCCGGCGGCGCCGAGCGCAAAGACCUCAACCGGCAUUUCCGCCGCGCCCACCCGCAUGAGCCGCAAGUGCGCGACAACAAGGCUCACUGGAAGGAGGUCGCCCCCUGCGCUGGGUGCGGGCGCAAGAUGCGUGCGGACAACCUCAAGCGGCAUAUGAAGACUUGCGGGCUGGUUCGUGCAUCCGCAUCCGCCAUCUAG
This is a messenger RNA of Parathielavia appendiculata, 312 nucleotides long. RefSeq lists its product as uncharacterized. Bases 1 to 312 code for a protein of 103 amino acids. The record is from RefSeq and is a predicted model, not a curated record. NCBI's taxonomy places the organism in Eukaryota, Fungi, Ascomycota, Sordariomycetes, Sordariales, Chaetomiaceae. The transcript is spliced from 2 exons.